AAUGUGAGACUCUCUCACUGGCAAAAAAGUCUGAAGAAACCUUUGUUUUCAUCGAUGAUAUAAGAAAACUCUAAAAUAGAAAACCUCGCUGGUCAAAUCGAAUCGAUCCACAUCGCAGGGGGAGAGAGACGAGAGACGACGCCAUAAGCAGAUUCUUCGCUCUGUUUUUUUUUUUUUUGUUUCUCUGAUAGAAACAAUGGGGAGCUUAGGGACGAUGCUGAGAUAUCCGGAUGAUAUAUAUCCGCUACUGAAGAUGAAACGAGCGAUUGAGAAAGCGGAGAAGCAGAUCCCGCCUGAGCCACACUGGGGAUUCUGCUAUUCAAUGCUCCACAAGGUUUCUCGAAGCUUCUCUCUCGUUAUCCAGCAGCUCAACACCGACCUUCGUAACGCUGUGUGUGUGUUCUACUUGGUUCUCCGAGCUCUUGAUACUGUUGAGGAUGAUACAAGCAUACCAACUGAUGAAAAGGUUCCCAUCCUGAUAGCUUUCCACCGGCACAUUUACAAUACUGACUGGCACUAUUCAUGUGGUACGAAGGAGUACAAGGUUCUAAUGGACCAAUUUCAUCACGUUGCUGCAGCUUUUUUGGAACUUGAAAAAGGGUAUCAAGAGGCUAUCGAGGAAAUUACUAAAAGAAUGGGUGCAGGAAUGGCCAAGUUUAUCUGCCAAGAGGUAGAAACUGUUGAUGACUAUGAUGAAUACUGCCACUAUGUUGCUGGGCUUGUGGGUUUAGGUCUGUCGAAACUCUUCCUCGCUGGGGGAUCAGAGGUUUUGACACCAGAUUGGGAGGCGAUUUCUAAUUCAAUGGGUUUAUUUCUACAGAAAACAAACAUUAUCAGAGAUUAUCUUGAGGACAUUAAUGAGAUACCAAAAUCCCGCAUGUUUUGGCCUCGCGAAGUUUGGGGCAAAUAUGCUGACAAGCUUGAGGAUUUAAAAUACGAGGAAAACUCAACCAAAUCCGUGCAGUGCUUGAAUGAACUGGUUACCAAUGCGUUGAUGCAUAUUGAAGAUUGCCUGAAAUACAUGGCUGCGUUGCGUGAUCCUUCAAUAUUUCGGUUCUGUGCCAUCCCUCAGAUCAUGGCGAUUGGAACACUUGCAUUAUGCUAUAACAAUGUACAAGUAUUUAGAGGCGUUGUGAAACUGAGGCGAGGUCUAACUGCUAAAGUCAUUGAUCGCACAAAGACAAUGGCUGAUGUCUAUGGUGCAUUCUAUGAUUUUUCUUGCAUGCUGAAAACAAAGGUUGACAAGAACGAUCCAAAUGCCAGUAUGACACUAAACAGACUUGAAGCCGUUCAGAAACUCUGCAUAGACACUGGAGUCCUUAAUAACAGAAAAUCAUAUGUUGAUGACAAAGGACAACCAUACAAUGUCUUUAUUAUAAUGGUUGUCAUUCUACUGGCAAUAGUCUUUGCAUAUCUGAGAGCAAACUGAGUGAUUGGGAGUAAUCAAUGUAAGCGAGUCAGACUGUAUCACCAUCAUUCAAGAUGUUUAGAUCAUGAUUGAACAGUGGUUUUCUAGGUUCAUUCUUAUUCACGCCACUGAAUCCUAAGCAAGAUUGUUUCCAGAACAAGAGAAUAUAAACUUGGGUUGGUAUAGAACCAUGGAUUCUAUUUUAGUUACUAUUUUCUUUGUCUAAAACAUGCAUUUGUUCAUCUACUUUUUUUAUCCCUUUGUGUUUUAUACAAAAGUAUUGUUUGAAGUUC
Camelina sativa (false flax) is the source of this 1701-nucleotide messenger RNA. RefSeq names its product squalene synthase 1. Gene Ontology annotation, cellular component: endoplasmic reticulum membrane. Gene Ontology annotation, molecular function: squalene synthase [NAD(P)H] activity. Lineage: Eukaryota; Viridiplantae; Streptophyta; Magnoliopsida; Brassicales; Brassicaceae. The record is from RefSeq and is a predicted model, not a curated record. Gene Ontology annotation, biological process: lipid biosynthetic process; farnesyl diphosphate metabolic process.